AUGAAGAGAUUAAUCAUAGUAAUAUUAAUACUAGUAUUUAAUAUUUACUACGUAAACUCAUAUUUAAAUGAAUAUGUUCAAGGAAAAGUUAGUGACCUAUUCUAUGACUGUUCAUCAGGUGAGUCGUGUAGAUGUCAAGCUACGUUCUUUAUGACAUUGAAUAGUACAUCUUUAUUGGUUCAACCAGUCUCUACAGGUUCAACAGACUAUGACUAUAUCAAUCAAGAGUAUAAAUCUAUCGUUUCUCAAGGUACACUCACAACAAUCUAUGUAGAGAUGUGGAAUAGACCUGGAUACAACACCUAUCCAAUAUUAUCAGUUUCCAACAUGGAAUCGGAUGCCAUCGAUGUUACUGUACCGUGGAUUUGUCAAGAGCAACACUUUCAAUUCAAGUUGACCCCUAUUCAACGCUUAGGAUUCCUUUAUGUUGUGGGUGUGUCUACUAUCAACUCGACGAUGGACAUCUCACCAGCAUAUGGGAGUUCUCCUGGAUUUGCCCUUGUUGCUUACAUUGCCCGUACAUAUUUAAAUGAAGUUAACCUAUGUGUCCUCCCAUUAAAAAAUCAAACAUCAGUAUUAUCCUACAAUGAUCCUCUCACCUUGCCAAUAACAACACCUUUAGUUUCGACAAAUUAUACCAUCCCCAAUAUCACUCCAUUUGUCAAUUUAACAUUCAUUUCAGCAAUUCAUUAUCCUACAGUACAAGUAUAUGUAGAGUAUGGACAAAGUGGACAGAUUAAUUCAUUUAUCAAUGUUCAAGGAUACAACAAACCAGCUAUUGUUUUUAGUGAGUUUGGAUCUGUUUUCCCAAUGCUUGGUAACAGUCAAGACAUGCAAUUAGUGAGUGCAGAUAAAUUUAACUAUCAAGGGAUUACAAAUCCAAUAGUCUCUCAAACGUUUUAUAAUAUUCGUGGUCCUACCCUAACUCCCAUUCUUCCAUCUCCAAAAUCAUUUGAUUUGUAUUUUCAAGAUCCUCAAACUUUUUUUACCAAUUCUACACCAAUAGAUUUGGGACCAACACUUGGAACAUUGAAUUUAGUAAUGGGUGAUUACUUUAAUCCAGUUAAACUAUACUAUCAAUCAAAUGUUGAAUACACCAUUCCAUAUCCAUAUGGAUACAAACACAAUUACGAUGAACAACUCAACCUUAUUCGUUACAGCUUUUCAUUCUUGACAGGUGUUUUCAAUUUUAAAGCAACAAUCUUGUUUCGUCAAACUACUCAACUAUUUGAUGAGACAAUUAAUUUUUAUUUACAAGAUACUUUGGUCCCAAUAUUAGUUUCAGUUGAUUUCCAACCAUUCUCUUCUGAUAGUUUUAUCGUUACUAUGAGAAUUACCGACAACUUUAGUGGAGUGUACAAGAUUGAAUUUGGCACCAGUCCAGUCAGGAGAUUCUAUGCAUCGGAUACUCUAAUCUCUGGAAAUGAAUUGGACGGAAUCUAUGUAUUUGAAUACUCAUAUUCUUCAAUAGACACUUCACCGCAUUUAAUCAAUAUUUACGAUAACAAUCAAAAUGUUUUACAAAUUGAAAAGGAUAUUUAUGAUAUCAAUUUAACUAAAAUCCCACCAAGACCUUUUAAUCCAAUUUUACAAAUAACAUCAGAUGAUUUUACACAUUUUGAAUUUUAUCCAAAUAUUGUAAAUACUAGUUUAGGUCCAAGUAUGGUCACUAUGUUGUUUAAUUUGACCGAAAAUUUUCCAAGAGAUACUUUGGUUAAAUUCUCUUUUGGAUGGAAUUCUCAUAUGCUUUAUUACACAGAUUUGAUGAUGCCAGUCAUUGCCGAGUAUCAUCCACCCGACAAUAUGUUUAGAGCUGAUUUCUUGAUCCCUGCCAACACUGAAAACUAUACAUUGACAUUUGCUAAAACUUCUUUCUCUCCUAUUGAUGCCAUUCAAGCUUCUUUAAUUGAAAAGUUUGGUUCUCAAGCAAAAGUUGAUUUAGUUUCAAAUUAUUUAGAUAUUAAACCACCAAUGGUAACUCGUUUAGUACCAAUACCAGGCAAUAAUAUAAUGAAUAGUGGUGCAGAUUUCUUGGUGGGAUUUAAUAUAACUAUUGUAGAUCGACCAAAUGGAUUCAGAGAAGGAACUUGGAAUAUUAAAUCUAGUAUUGAUGGAAAGCUUUAUUCUUUUAAAUUGGAUAAUAGUACAAGAGUUUCUGGUGACCAAUUUGAAGGAACCUACCAAGUGAAUUGGACUAUGGACGGAUCGUACUGCCAAAACCAAACAUUUUCAACAUACAAUAUUUCGUUGGUCGAUCAAUCAGGUGCUACUUCUGAAUACCCAAGUUUAAUGAAUUUCGAACCAGCCGUCCACUUGGAUCCAUUUAUUCAAUUAAUCACUUCACCACUCAAUUUAUUUAUCAACUAUAACUGUUCGGUCCCUACAACAAGUGACUCUGUACCACCAACCAUUCUUGCAUUCAGUUUUACCCAAGACAACGAUGCAAGAGUCGUCAACUUUGACCUAACCAUUCAAGAUGCACUCGUUGGCAUAUCACUUCGUCACAACCCAGUAGUUUAUAUUUGGGACAAGAAUGGAAGAUAUGUGUCGAUUGAAUCAAACAACAGAAUCAUUCACAACGUUUCAACAGUUUCGUAUCAAUAUUCAACACAACUAACCUAUUCUGUGGCCAGUACACCUAGUCUAGUGUCUGUUUAUGGAUUGGUUGAUAAGAAUUUGAAUACCGAUGGUUAUUCAAGCGCUGAUUUGAAAUCAAAUGGGUUCCAGUACGAUAUUACAGUCCCUCAAUCACCAGAUGUACCUGUAUUGUUUGAAUCUACAUCAGUUUAUAGAAUUGGAGGUAUAUUAACGGUACGAGGUGCUAAACUAGGUGACUCUACACUGCCCAAUCUAGUCGCAUUUAUCGACUAUGGAAAUGGAGAAGAGAUGGCACCCAUCGACAUGGUAUACAAUGUUGGAUUACAUGUCAAGGUUGGAACCAUACCCUCUACAACCACAAAACUAAUUCUUCGAGUUAGAUCCAACGUACCAUCCCAACAGUACUCUAAUAAAUUGGUUAUUCAAGUCAAAGAGUACAAACCUACAAGAGUCAUUCCACCCAACCCAGAACCAAUUCCGUGCCCAGGAUCACCGUUGGUGUGUAGUGGAAGAGGACAAUGUACCAAUGAUGGAUGUGUUUGUGUAGCACCAUGGUUUGGUCCAGCUUGUACAAGUCAGGUCGUUCCUGUAAAUCCUCCUAUUCGAAAUGAAACUGAUCCAACUGUCAUUAUAGGUGGAGGUAAUGGAACAAGUGGUGGGAAUGGUACUGGAGGAAACCAACCAAUUAAAGUUAGAACAAUCAUCUCUAUAGUUGCCAUUAGAGAAUUGUCCUAUGACGGAGUAGAAGUUGCAAUGCACAAGUUUUCAAACUGGACGCUCACCGAUCAAUCCAAUUCCACCCAAGACAAUAUUCACAACAGCACUCAAUUGUACAACUAUCAAACAUUGAUGAACCAAAACUCAACCCUUGUCAAUGUUAAUAUUGAAUGGUUCAAUCAAUCCACUACCAUUCAAUUUGCACAGUCCAACAUUACAUUGCCACCCUUUUCAACCAAGAUUUCAAUGUCAUUGUCUAGAUAUGAUUUUGCAAGUAUUUUAAAUACCCUCCAAGUUAUAUUUAAAGUAACCUUUCAAGAUGAUGAAGGAAUAGAUAGAUGUGUUGAAAAGGGGUAUGGAUUGGGUAACGAUGACAACCAAGAUGAUGUGCAAUGGCUAAAGAUCCAAAUAGAGGAUCAAAUGUUGUAUGGUCAAUUUAUUAGAAGAGCAUUGGUUGAUGGUCGUCCAAAUAAUGUCCGUAAUGUCGUAUUGGAUGGUUUGUUUGGUGACACUCUAUCUACCGACUCUUUUAUUGGUAUCAACAUACCUCACUACUCUUUCAGUGCAACUAUUGAUCCCAACUUUUCAAAUCUAAUCAAUUUCGAUGGUGAAACACCUAGUUGUGGUGACACCAACAAACUAUCAAAUGGUGCUAUUGCCGGUAUUGUAGUAGGUUGUGUCAUUGCACUAGCCAUUGUAAUUGGUACUAUCAUCCUCAUUAAAAAGAAACAUACUCAAAAAGGUUACGAAAUACAAAUGAAAAAGAAAUUAGAUUCUUUUAAUAAAAGUCAAUAA
This is a messenger RNA of Cavenderia fasciculata, 4110 nucleotides long. RefSeq lists its product as uncharacterized. Bases 1 to 4110 code for a protein of 1369 amino acids. NCBI's taxonomy places the organism in Eukaryota, Evosea, Eumycetozoa, Acytosteliales, Cavenderiaceae. The record is from RefSeq and is a predicted model, not a curated record. Gene Ontology annotation, biological process: sexual reproduction. The transcript has 7 exons.